AUGGGUGCAAUAGAUAACCCUAAGGCCCUCCGGGUAUCACUCACGAAAAAGAAGUUAUCGGAACUAAGUGUGGCCAAGAGCCAUUCGCUCUAUGAGCUACCAACGGACGACAAUGCCCUUGAUACGCGGCCAUGGCGCAACCUGCCCAAGUAUUUCACGCAGGUGCUCAUAUCAACAGUUGCGUUGGUAAAAAUGUGUGCUCAUGCCAAACUAGGCGGGUCAAUUGAGAUCAUGGGUAUGCUUACGGGGAAAAUCGUUGGCGAUCUGUUCAUUGUCAUGGACGUGUAUUCACUCCCCGUCGAAGGAACGGAAACACGAGUGAAUGCUCAAAGUGAAGCCUACGAGUUUAUGGUGCAGUAUCUUGACAAUCUCAAAGAAGUGAAACCAAAAGACAGCAUAGUGGGCUGGUACCACUCACAUCCUGGAUACGGGUGUUGGCUAAGUGGUAUCGAUGUGGCAACGCAAAGUCUCAACCAAAACUUUCAAGACCCAUAUCUAGCCAUAGUCGUGGAUCCGUCUCGCACACUGAAUCAAGGGAAAGUUGAGAUUGGGGCAUUUCGGACUUUCCCGGUAGGAUACACCGACGGUAAGAGCUCACAAGGACAUGAAGCGACAUCACGGAGGCCGGCUGGCGCCAAGAAAAGCCCAGAAAACAUGGGAGCUCAUUCAGACCAGUAUUAUUCGUUGGACAUCAAGCUUUUUAAAGGCCCGCAUGACGAUGAGAUCGUCAAUUCGAUCUUGGACAAAUCUUGGAUUUCAGGAAUCGUCCAGACAAAGGCC
Metschnikowia bicuspidata var. bicuspidata NRRL YB-4993 is the source of this 780-nucleotide messenger RNA. RefSeq names its product COP9 signalosome catalytic subunit (gene JAB1). Gene Ontology annotation, biological process: protein deneddylation. Gene Ontology annotation, molecular function: metallopeptidase activity; protein binding; deNEDDylase activity. The annotation marks the transcript as partial. The record is from RefSeq and is a predicted model, not a curated record. Gene Ontology annotation, cellular component: COP9 signalosome; cytoplasm. The transcript has a single exon. Lineage: Eukaryota; Fungi; Ascomycota; Pichiomycetes; Serinales; Metschnikowiaceae.